Messenger RNA from Polyodon spathula (Mississippi paddlefish), 5497 nucleotides. It is a transcript of the gene thbs3a, whose product is annotated as thrombospondin 3a. Bases 329 to 3205 code for a protein of 958 amino acids. Gene Ontology annotation, molecular function: calcium ion binding. NCBI's taxonomy places the organism in Eukaryota, Metazoa, Chordata, Actinopteri, Acipenseriformes, Polyodontidae. The transcript is spliced from 23 exons. Gene Ontology annotation, cellular component: extracellular region. Gene Ontology annotation, biological process: cell adhesion. The record is from RefSeq and is a predicted model, not a curated record.
AAAGUUUGGUCGUGUUGCAGCGGAUUCCUAAAUGGGACGGGUGUCGGUGAUUGACAUCUCUUUGUGUCGGCAGAAGAGCAGACGUUGUCGAUGCUGACUCGGGACGUGCGGAUUCUGGAGAGGGCAAAUCACAGAGCUCGGAGCCGCGCAGAGAGCAGGACUCGGUUUAAGACGCGCCACUGUCGGGACGGGACGGGACGGGAGGAGUUCGGCUAGUAUCCACCGCACACCGAUGAAGAGGAAUUGAACACAUUUUAAAGAGCGCUGUUUCAGUCUUCGGGACCCGUGCUGUAUCUGUGCCAGACAUCUGUGCUGUGCUUCUGAUAGCAUGGAGCGAAGGAGCCUGCAGCUGCCAGUUUUAAUGGCAAUCUGCGCGCUGAUAGAAACCGGCAUUUGCAAUAUAGAUAAGCAAGAAAUGCAAGUGAUUGACCUCCUAAGCCUGCAGGACUCUAAGCAGACAGCAGCCGCAGUGGAGAAAGUGUCCUCAGAGAUGGGGAGGGUCAACGAUCUCUACGUGGUGUCCAGCUUCAGACUGCCGGCCAAACUAGGAGGGGUUCUCGUGGGACUCUACUCCAGGCAGGACAACAGCAAAUUCCUGGAGGUCGCCAUCACUGGCAAGAUUAACAAAGCUCUAGUGCGCUAUGUAAGAGAAGACGGAAAGCUCCACGCUGUCAACCUGCAGAAUGCUAACCUGGCAGACGGGCAGAGCCACUCUCUGAUCCUGCGAAUCGGGGGCCUGCGUCGAGACACCCUCACCAUGGAGAUGUAUGUGGACUGUCGGCUGGCAGACUCCAUCCAGGGGCUGCCCAGAUUGGUCAGGCUGCCCCUAGAGGCGGAGUCAGUGGAUAUACGAACAGGACACAAGUCCUAUGCAAGGUUACAGGGUGGGGUGGACAUUCUGAAGCUUGUCCUAGGGGGGACAGUGUCCAAAGUGGGGGUUCUCACUGACUGUCCAUUUCAGGGGGACGCCUCAAUACACAACACAGUGAAUGGCGCUUUGAACUCAAUUCUGGGUGACCAGACGAAGGCUCUGAUUGGUCAGCUUAUGUUGUUUAAUCAAAUUCUGGGAGAACUCCGGGAAGAUAUCAGGGAACAGGUGAAGGAGAUGGCACUGAUCAGAAACACUAUUUUGGAGUGCCAAGUAUGCGGUUUCAACGAGCUUCGAUCACGCUGCACCCCCAGCCCGUGUUUCGAGGGGGUCCCCUGCAUGGAGACGUACGAAUACCCCGGGUACCGCUGCGGGGCCUGCCCUGAGGGCAUGAUGGGAAAUGGAACACACUGCAAAGACAUUGACGAGUGCUCUCUUGCUCAACCCUGCUUCCCCGGGUCUAACUGUGUCAACAUGGCCACUGGCUUCCGCUGUGAGGCGUGUCCACCUGGGUACUGGGGACCAGAAAUGAGUGGAGUGGGAGUGCAGUAUGCCAAGACACACAAACAGGAGUGCGCCGAUAUCGACGAGUGUAACAAUGGAGCCUGCGUCCCAAACUCUGUCUGCUACAACACUGUGGGCUCGUAUAAGUGUGGUCAGUGUUUGCCUGGUUUCGUGGGCAAUCAGAUGGGGGGCUGCCUCCCGCAGAAGUCCUGCAGCAGCCUAACCUUUGACCCCUGCGACGUGAACGCCCACUGCGUGAUGCAGAGGAACGGCGAGGCGUCGUGCGCGUGCAAUGUGGGCUAUGCUGGUAACGGACACACGUGUGGUCCUGACACUGACAUUGACGGCUAUCCUGACGAUGCCCAGCCCUGUAUAGACAACCACAAGCACUGCCGACAGGAUAACUGCCGCUACACACCCAACUCGGGGCAGGAGGACGCGGACAACGACGGGAUCGGGGACCAGUGUGACGAGGAUGCAGACGGGGACGGCAUCAAAAACGUUGAAGACAACUGCCGCCUGGUUGCCAACAAGGACCAGCAGAACUCCGACACCGACUCGUUCGGAGACGCGUGUGACAACUGUCCCAACGUCCCCAACAUUAACCAGAGAGACACGGACAGCAGCGGCGAGGGGGACGCGUGUGACAACGACAUCGACGGGGACGGGAUCCCCAACGUGCUUGAUAACUGCGCCAAGGUACCGAACCCCCUGCAGACCGACCGGGACGGGGAUGGGGUGGGAGACGCCUGUGACAGCUGCCCCGAAAUCAGCAACCCAACCCAGACGGACGUGGACAAUGAUCUCGUGGGUGACAUGUGUGACACUAACCAGGACCUUGAUGGAGACGGACACCAGGACACGAGGGAUAACUGCCCGGAGAUUCCAAACAGCUCACAGCUGGACUCGGACAACGACGGCAUCGGAGACGACUGCGACGACGACGAUGACAACGACGGAAUUCCAGACUUCGGAACGCCGGGACCGGACAACUGUCGCCUCAUUCCCAAUCCCAACCAGAAGGACAGCGACGGUAACGGUGUUGGGGAUGUCUGUGAGAAUGACUUUGACAAUGACACAGUGAUGGAUGUAUACGACGUGUGUCCUGAAAGUGCAGAGGUCACGCUGACAGAUUUCAGAGCCUAUCAGACGGUGGUGCUGGACCCUGAGGGCGACGCCCAAAUCGACCCCAAUUGGGUGGUUCUCAACCAGGGAAUGGAGAUUGUUCAGACUAUGAACAGCGACCCGGGACUGGCUGUAGGGUACACUGCUUUCAACGGCGUGGAUUUCGAGGGCACCUUCCACGUGAAUACGGUGACCGACGAUGACUACGCAGGCUUUAUCUUCGGCUACCAGGACAGCUCCAGCUUCUACGUGGUGAUGUGGAAGCAGACAGAGCAGACCUACUGGCAGUCUAUACCCUUCAGAGCCGUGGCAGAGCCAGGGCUGCAGCUCAAGGCAGUGAAAUCGAAGACAGGCCCAGGAGAGUUCCUCCGCAACGCUCUCUGGAACACGGGACACACUGAGGACGAGGUCCGCCUGCUCUGGAAAGACCCUCGAAACGUGGGCUGGCAGGACCGGACCUCCUACCGCUGGCAGCUCAGCCAUCGACCGCAAGUCGGCUACAUCCGGGUGAAGCUGUAUGAAGGCUCGGGAUUGGUUGCGGACUCCGGCGUUGUCAUAGAUACCACAAUGCGAGGGGGCCGGCUCGGGGUCUUCUGUUUCUCUCAGGAAAACAUUAUCUGGUCCAACCUGCGAUAUCGCUGCAACGACACAAUCCCUGAAGACUUUGCGCCGCAGAGAAAGCCGUUCCAGCAGAACUACAAACUCUGAGAGGGGAGGUCGACACAAAACCAAAAACACAAAGACUUUAUAAUGAAACAGUCAUUGUCAUUGGAAACCAACAAAACUCCCGGCGAGGCUACACGUGUGUGUGUGUGUGUGUGUGUGUGUGCGUGCGAGAGUGGGGUGCAUUGAACCAUAGGGAGUAAUCGAGUCACUUAGCAGCGCAAGAGGUUAGUCCACUGUACUGUUAGCCUGCUAAACGUUCACAAAAGCAACAGCCCCGAUAAUUUUGCCUCCUUUUUAAACAAUUUUCUGUCCACUACUAUAGUACACAGGGCUAAUACAAUCAUUGAUUAAAUCUGAGCCAAUAUGUACUGCCGUCACUUCAGAUCUUUUCCUCCACGGAAGAGAUUGUGUGUUUGAUUUUUAAUGGUAUUUGUUUCAAUAGCAUUUUUUAUCAAUAAAACUGGCUCUUGCAGUCUUUCCCGCGCUGCACGUCCCGUUGAAGGAACACAGCUGACACACCGAGUUUCUUCUGGGCCUUGCAGGCAAAACAAUUAGUAUUUUUGCAAUUUUUUUUUUUUAAAUAUAUAUUUCUCCAGAAAAGAAUGGUGUUGCCAUAGUUGAGUCAAGCAACCUUACUGAAGUGUAGCAGUGAAUUUUCUGCAAAGGAGUGUUCGAUCAAUAUUCUUCACCAAGAGCUUCAAAUAAAUUACUAUUAAAAAAAAAAAUCAAAUAAUCUUUUGCGUAACGUGUGCGUGUAUUUCAUAUAGAAACAUCCGAGACCUAAGAAAUGAGGCAGUGUAUAUAUGAUAAGAUGUACCUGGGUUAUUUGGCAGCACCGUCUACUUAGCAGAGAUUGCUUGAGGAAAUACAGUCAAUGAGCGAGUGCUGUAGUUCCAAAUGAGCAUGUAGUUCCAAAAAUAUUAAACAAAUAAAAUGACAAAUAUUUAUAUUUGAAGUAUUUCCAUCAACGAUGAUGUUGAAAUUCAGAGAAGCACCACCUAGAGUCUGCUAUUGGUUGACUGCUACUGAUCCCCCUUCUCUGAUCUUGAAGGGCUGUUCGGUUCUUUGCUUCCUUGUUUGUAAUAUUAAAAGUUGCUGCUGCCACAUUGUAGCUGAAGACAGGAACCGUAUCUUACUGCAAGACCCACAGCGGAAGAGUGCCGUAAUGUUAUUGGCUAGACCCCCGCCCCUUGUGUGUGUGUGUGUGUGUGUGUGUGUGUGUGUGUGUGUGGAAUAAAACCUGGCCAACCAAUAGGAAUGAUAUCUUCAUUUUGUAUUGAAUUGCAAUCAAAGAGCAAGUGUGCUUGGCAUGCGGAGAUAUCUGAGCAGAGUACAGUCCAAGAAGCAGAAACAGUGCUGACCAGACCUGACCGGCUGCUUUGGGGAAGUAUUCCAGUGGGUCAGCUGAGGACUAGCCAGUGGAAGCCAGACAUAUUCCAAGUGACGUUUUAGUUUUUGCAUUCCGUGGAAGCCAGACAUAUUCCAGUCAACCUCCCAAAUUUAUUUAUUUUUUUGGUCAUAGCUCCUGGAUGAAUUACACCUUUUGUGCUAAAAACCAAAAUCUAUUUUCUUACCUUUUCAUUCGCACUGGAAGCAGUGUAUUAUAGGUGGGUACAGAAAAUUAAAUAAUGUCUUACCAUCAUUCGUGGUCUUUGGUUUCCAAUUCUUGUUCCAUUUUGUUUCAGCAAGGCUCAUAGCAGUAUCUACUAAAGAGCAUUUCAAGACAGCUCCACACAAGGGCUUUUUUCAUCAAUGUAAAAGUGAGAGACUCGACUCAUUUGAUGAUCAGUGCCGCCUUCUACACCUGUGAGCUUCCUUGCCGACAGUUGCGUUGUGUUGGACUGGCUGAGUUAAUUGCUGCUGCUAACGAGAUGCGAGGAGUCUGAUGGGUUUUUAUUGCAGAGAAGCUCACCCUGGUGUAGAAGGCGAGACUAAUAAUCAAAUUAGCCUCUUACCUUUAGUCUCACAGUGAUGAUAUAAAACACCUUUAUGUGGAACAUCUUGUAAUGAACUUCAGUAGAUGUUGCUGUAAACCUUCCUGACUGUUUUACAAAAUAAGUUUUAAGGGUGUGAUAGAAAAGUUGAAACACAAUCUGAAACUAAACACCACGAUGAUACACAGGGGAGAAAACUUGAACUUUGUAUGUAGGGGAGAGAAUUAUUGAAUUUUGUAGGUAGGGGAGAGAACUGAAUUUUGUACACCCCAUUUGUUCUCACAUUACAAUGGAUCAAUGUGUGAUGAAUUCAAGCAUUGCUUUCUGAUACACAAAAAUAUGAAUUUUGUAAAAUUGUCCUGUUCAACUUUUUAAAUAAAAGUACUCCCAAUCUUCAAAA